Molecule: messenger RNA, 6420 nt
Organism: Trichophyton verrucosum HKI 0517
Lineage: Eukaryota; Fungi; Ascomycota; Eurotiomycetes; Onygenales; Arthrodermataceae
Exons: 1
Coding region: 1-6420 (2139 amino acids)
Biological process (GO): small GTPase-mediated signal transduction
Cellular component (GO): plasma membrane; cytoplasm
Molecular function (GO): guanyl-nucleotide exchange factor activity; small GTPase binding
Source: RefSeq, a predicted model, not a curated record
AUGCCCUGGAAACCCCUACCUCGCAUUGCGUUCGCCGUUGCGGUCUAUCCCUUCCAGCCGUCGUCGCCCGCAGACCUGCCUCUCGAGCUCGGAGAUGAACUCUACAUAAUCGAACAGGGCGGUGCCAGCGGCGAGUGGUAUCGAGGGUACCUGGUCGCGCCGCCCUCGCUACUGGCCGGCCUGACGAGCGUCCGCGGACAGACGCUGGAGGCCCGCGUCUUCUCCGGCAUAUUUCCCAAGAACUGCGUCGAGGUGCGAGAAGUGCUCGGAGACGCAGACGAGGCAAACGACCGGCCGCGGGACAGCCCGGGCGUCGUGGUCAACGGCGACUCGCGUUCAAUUGCCGCUGCGUCUCCGGAGAAUGGCCAGCCAGGAGACAUCAAGCCGACCUCCCGCGGCCUGGCUCCGGAGGUCAAGACCGCUCGCAAACUGUCGCCGCUGACCAUCCUCAAGCUGGAAGAAGAUGCGACCAAGCGACGGUCUGGCAUGUCGAUGCAGGCGCCAGCCGUGGCCUCCCUCACUCCAACUCCCACUCCUCCUGUUCCUCCUCCUCAUGCUCCUCCUCCGCGGCGGGACUCCGCCGACGCAAAGCCCGCGGCCCCUGUGCCAAUGCUCAAGAUAGGGGAUGAGACGCCUACCUCGAUGUCUGAGCCGCUGGUCGACGAGAUUGCUUCCUGUCUACGUGAAUGGCACUCAACAAACAUCCAUGGGCUGCUGCUCGGGAGACAGUACGCUACCUUGGAGAGCAUGUCCAACAUUGUCCUCGAACUCGACCUCGCUCGGCGGCAGCUUCUACACAAUGUCCUGACCGCCCAGGAGAGAAAGACACUACGCGAAGAAACCGUUUGGAACCUGGUUCGAGGGAACAAGAUGCUGAGCGGGGAUGUCAUCGUCCGCGAUCCUGCUCAGCGUGGCCGCCUGCUGACCGGAGACGAUUCAGCCAUUGAACUGACCAAGCUCCAGUCCGAAAUGAGCAUGCUUGAUGGCAAGAUAACGCAUCCGUCUGAUACUGUCUCCCUCCACCAUCUUCUCUUCGAACUCGAUGCGGUCACCGGCACCAUCUCCAGCCCAAUUGUUCUUGCAGUCAGCCUGUGCUUACAGUCUCCGGCCGGUGAUGUCAAGCCCCUAUCCGAAACAUAUGCCUUAGAUGUCCCCUCUGCAGAGAGUUUCUCCUCCCUUGCUGUCAGCGGGAAAUUAAAGACCCUGUUUACCGAGCUAAGUGCGGCAGAUAUAGGAGAAAUAUCAGGCGCAGAUUCAAAACUGUUCCUCGUCGUCAAGGUCCUCAACUGGGAGGCACCUCGAACCGUGCCAUUCCUCAGCAAAUCUCACUCCUCCUCCGGCUCCAGCACUAGCAGAGCUGGAGCCCAGUUUAGCAAUGCAGGCAAGGGCAGCUUACGGGGUAGAAGGAGCAUGAUGUGGGGGCCUAAGGGUAGCAAAGGUGGACAGCCCGUAGAUCCGGCAGCAAAGGAGGCUACUAAUAACGCUCCACCUCGAUCCAGCGACGGGACAGAUAAGGAGAAACAGACUGCGGCUCCCCCAAAGAAGAAAGAUCCCGUCUGUCGUAUGAUUGGUGUAGGAGCAAUUGAAGUCGGCCCCUUAGUCAAGGCCGGCAAGUCUACCGAACAGGUGUUCACCAUCUGGUCGCCCCUGAAUGAAAAUGAAGAAGAAGACGCAAACACAGAUGGCUUCCAUGAGAUCAUCCGCAGCCUAAUUUACAGUCCAACCGGAAGGUAUACCCGGUCAUACCAAGCUGCUAGGCUACACACUCACCUGUAUCCAUUCACCAGCACAGAUGCAGACGCCCUCGUCAAAAAGAACCCUACUCUCCUCCACAGCGUUACUCAGACCAGAAGGAUAGGCUUUCCUGGGGCGCCAACGAAGCCAAGGUCAGAUAUAUACGUUACCCUCUCACGAGCGAACAUCUCACGGGAUGCUCUCCUCUCGCACCCAGUCCACGGCCAGGUCCCUGUGCCACAGUCGACUGGUCUCCGAAACAUACAACUAACCCUCGAAGUCCGCAAUUCCUCAGGCGCCAGAGUGGAAAAAUGCAUCUGUCCUUCAUCUAACGCUACCCCAGUCAUUGCCUGGAGAACUACCGUCACCGAGAGGCUUUCUAGCUGGAAUCAGACUAUCCGCCUGAGCAUCCCGGCCGACCAGGUACCCGGAUCCCACCUGAUUAUGAGUAUAGCAGAUGCCCCGGAGUUCCCGUUCGCCCUAAGCUGGAUGCCUCUCUGGGACCAGCAAGCGUUCAUCCGUGACGGACCUCAUUCUCUCUUACUCCAUGCAUAUGAUAAAUCCACUUCAAGCAUUGAAAACGGAAAAGGAGCCUAUCUAUCCCUGCCCUGGAGUGCCCUCGGGAAAAAUGAAUGCACCAAGGACGAAGCCGUGACCGGACCUAUGGCAACCCUAAUAGUAGAAACUGAUCUAUGCAGCACUGAAUAUUCCCAGGAUCAAGUCAUGCUCGGACUUCUCAACUGGAAGGAGAAGCCUGCCUCAGAGCUUCUAGAGCUUCUGCGGAGGCUUGUCUUCGUCCCCGAGAUCGAGAUAGUCAAGCAAUUAAGCAACGUCUUCGAUGCCUUGUUCGGUAUAAUCGUCGAACACUCGGGGCAUGACGAGUUCGAGGACCUUGUGUUUACCGAUAUCGUCACUGUACUUGGAAUCCUACAUGACCGUCGCUUUAACCUUGGACCGUUGGUUGAUCAAUAUGCCAAGGAACAGUUCAACUUCCCCUUUGCUACUCCAUGCUUGAUAAGAAGCUAUUGCCGUCUACUACAGGCCACCCCAGACUCCCAACAAUCCCGUAAUCUCCGUGCGGCUUUCAAGGUUGGAAGACAUAUACUCAAAUUCAUAAUCAAUGCCCGAGAACAGCAAAAGGCAAAGGAAGAAGGUAUUGGCAUUACAAACAUCCAAUUGACCUUCAACCGUAACUUGACCUUCAUCUUCAAGUCCGUCGAAGCAUUGAUGCAAAAUCCUGCCCCGAUACUCGUUGGAAGCAAGACCCUCGUUGUCCAACAUUUCCAUACCUGGCUACCGGAGCUAUCCAGUGCGCUUACCAAGGAUGAAAUCAUCGACAUUGCCUUGAGCUUUAUGGACUCUUGCAAGGACGUUAAAGGCAUGCUUAUUCUCUACAAGCUUGUUCUUAUCCAGAACUACUUCCAGCUUUCGUUAUUUGCCGAGCAGAAGGAGCGGAAGAUGCUCUAUGCUCGAUGUGCCGAGUGGCUUGAUCCUUACUGGGGAGCUGUGUCAGAAGUUACAGACCAAUACAGAGAUCAGGUCCGACUAUGCUCGUCUAUCAUUGCAGAGCAGCUGAAGCAUCCAGAGCCAGAGCUUUUCGAGUACAUGCCCAAAGUCGUGGCCUCUUACUGUGCCAUCGCGGCCGAUGGUGUUGAAGAAUCGAACUGGCUUUCUCUCCUAUUCAGCAAAUCCUUCCCAUUCCAGCUAAAGCAGUCGAAGACAAGCCAGAAAUUCGACGAGGCUCUUGUUGAACUCUCCGCUCUCACCGCUGCGUUGUCCGCUAUACCAAACCCAGUGGAGUUAGUUAUGGAACCAGACGAGAUGGCUAUCUUCUUAUCCCGCGCAUUCACGACUCACAUAUCAAUUCUCGAUUGCGUUCCCUACCCUGCAUCUUGGUUAAGUUUGCGUAUAUAUCACCAUCGCUCCGUGGUGAAAAGCUUGGAACAUUGGUCCGCAAUGCUUAUCAAAUCGUUCCUCCCGCCUGUUGAGGAAGCUGAUACUUUUGACAUGGAAUUAUGGAGACUGUUUUUUGCUACAAUUUUGAAGUUGGUAUCAAGUGACGCUCUUGCUCUGGAAACCUUCCCUGAGCAAAAACGACGUGCUGUGUGGAAAAUCGCUGGCGAUGUCCGUGAACAUGGCGCUGAGCUCUUGCGUACCACUUGGAAAGCCAUCGGUUGGGAGACUACCCCUGAAGAGCGUGACCGGUUUGGUUUGGAUAGGCUUGGAGGAUAUCAAGUUCAAUAUGUUCCUAGCCUCGUACCUCCGAUUAUCGAGCUUUGUCUGAGCGUCCAUGAGGGACCUCGACGGGUUGCUGUUGAAAUAUUGCAGACCAUGCUUGUCAGCGAAUGGCAAUUGAACGAAGACCUGGCCAUGAUCGAAGCUGAGAUAAUAUCCAGCCUAGACGAGACGUUCAAGACAAGGAACUUCUCCGAAAGCAUCACCCAGAAGCUGUUCAUGACUGAGUUGAUGGAACUCUUUGACUCAAAAUCCGAAACCCUUGACCCCGAACUCAUGGUAGCAUUGAAGGAACUGGUUGCUACUGUCGAUGAACUGCUAGAUCUCCUGGCCGCUGCACACUCCGGUAAUAUUUCUGAGAGUUUGAAUACUUUGAAACUAAUGGAGUUCAUGAAGGACAUGGACAAGGAGGAUAUCUUCAUUCGCUACGUGCAUGAGCUUGCUAAGGGGCAGGUUGCGGCCCGGAAUUUCACCGAAGCUGGCCUUGCACUUCAAUUCCACGCCGACCUCUACAAUUGGGAUUCCUCACAGCUGCUUCCGGCUCUUGCGAUUCCCGAGUUCCCAGAACAAAGUGCCUUCGAUCGAAAGGAAGCCUUGUAUUUCCAAAUCAUUCAGCAUUUCGAAGAUGGGAAGGCUUGGGCACAUGCUCUUGCAUGUUAUCGGGAACUUGCAGACCAAUAUGAGCAUACCACCCUAGACUUCGCCAAACUUUCAAGAACGCAGACAUCUAUGGCUAGAAUCUAUGACUCCAUUGUCAGAGAUGAUAUCCAGGUCGCGAGAUACUUCCGUGUCACUUUCAAGGGUCUUGGGUUCCCGGCUACUGUAAGGGAUAAGCAAUAUAUCUUCGAAGGACACCCGACAGAUCGAUUGGCCAGCUUUACCGACCGACUGCAGAAAGAAUACCCGGCCGCUCAACUUAUUACAUCUGGAGAGAUUGAAGAUUUAGAGGGCCAGUUCCUUCGGGUAUCCGCCGUUAGCAUUCACCGCGACAUGAACCAUCCAGUCUAUCAACGAACCAAGGUCCCCCAGUCCGUUAGAGACCACCUCUUGACUUCUGUACCUGCGCAAUUUUCAGUUACGUCUAAGAAACACUUGAAUGGAAACAAUGUUAAGAAACAAUGGGUUGAGAAGACUAUCUAUACCGUCGCCGAACCGUUUCCCAACAUCCUUAGACGCAGUGAGAUAGUUGCAACUGACGAAGUUUCUCUGACCCCCUUGCAAACUGCUAUAGAAAGAACAUGGCGCAAGACCCAGGAACUUAUAAUUCUUGAAAGGAGAGCCACGUUGAACCCGGAUGCGAAUCUCUCAGCGGUAGCUGAACUUAUUCGACAGCUUGUUGAUGUCGAAGCCCAACCGUCCACUUGUGCUGCACUCUACCGUCAAUUCCUUCAAGAGGAUUAUGAUAUGGAUGUACCAACUGAGAAUGGCGACGUAGAUGGGCCAGUACACCCCAACCACCCUCUAAGAAACGCCCUUGCAACUGCUUUGAUAGAGCAUGCUGUAGCGAUCAAGCGUUGCCUCAUGCUAUUCAACCUUCGACCAUCGUAUCAAUCCGACCAGAUAGAGCUUGUUCGUCAAUUUGAAUCUAUCUUCUCCCACGAGCUUGCAACCUUCAUACCUGUAGCCGGGCAAUUCCAAGAAGACACCCUUCCCACCUUCAAUCGAUUUGAUCCUUUCGCAAAUACCCAGGCUCCUCGAGUACAAGAUAUCCAAAAUGAUGGUCCACCACCCAAGCCGUCACUUUCAAGAUCUCUGUCCAACGCAGUAUCCGAGGCUCCAAGCCGUCGCUUAAGCCUCAACCCGUUCAGACGUUCGCAUCAUGGGCCUUCUAACUCUGUCACGACCAUUACCCAGGAAACAAUAAGGUCUAAUAGCAGCCUGAGAAAUCAAUCCAUCAGCGAAGGAAUGAAGCUCAACGGUACCACGAUGGUAAACGAGCCGCUGAGAGCCCCUACCUCGGCCAGCAACAAAGCGGAUAUGAAUGAAAGAAAAGGCAGUCUUUCAGCCCAGAGCAAGACAGAUGGCUCGCAGAAACGCCGCAGCUGGUUCGGAAACGGUAGUACCACUAGUAGUAAUAACGGCAACGCUACUGAAGCAAGGCCCAAUUGUACAACAACCCCGUCCACGGAAGACAUCAAAACGACACAACAGCGGAUCAUCGAAAGGGCGAAGGCUGCUCGCAAACAGAAUGGAACUACUUACUCAACUAUCCCCCAGACCCGACCGUCGACCAACGGCAGCAAUCGAACGGGUAUAUCCGCUCGUUCAGGAGGCCAGCACUCCCCAAUUAGCCCAUUAACGAAUAAUUCGGGCGGAAGUAGCAACAUGAGCGCAUCUGCAGUGCGGGACUCCGUCAUGAGACGGCUCAGCCUUUUGAAGUCCGGUCGAAAGGCCAGCCGUGCCAACUUCCGAGAAGGUGGCGCAAUGGGCGGAGCAGUAAAGGAAGAAUAG